UUCCAGCGUCAGCCCGGGCUUCCUGCGUCUCACCCCGGGCCCCUCUCCUCCGCCAAACCCCGCGGCCCCCAUGUCCCGCACUCUCCCCGCGACGACGACACCGCUCCUCCGUCCGCCCCGGCGCCGACCAUGAAGCCCCCGCCGCCGGCACCGACCACCGCCGCUAUCACCACCACCACCACCGGGGCCCCACGUCUCCGCGCUUCCUGUGGCCGACGACAAGCUCCCGUCGGCGGGUAGCGACUCUGGCCGAGCGGCGCUGUCGUCGGAAGUCCGAGGAGAAGCGGCGUUUCGGUCGUUUUCUUUUUUUUUGUUUUUUUUGGGUUUUUUUCUUCGAGGGAAACCAGCGCAAAAACCCCGAAGAAUGUGGACGUACAGCUGCUAACACGGAAGGAUUUUGGUUUUGCAAAGGAAAAAGAGCUCCUCCCCCUUUGUCUCCGAGUCAGAGUCGUGACGAGCGCUGAGGAGUGGAGCGGCUCACGAUGGCAGUGGAAAUGUUUCGGAAAAAAGCCUCGUCUUCACUGAGAAUGAGAAGGAUCACAGAAAGCGCGAGAUGGGCGGUAGAUCGGGGCCGGAGCUUGUCUUUCCACGAGAGGAGCCAGCGCGAGGCAGAGAUGAGGGCGGCGGAAGAAGCGCAGAGCAGCAGCGCGAGCGUGGGCUCCGGGGGCAGCACCGUGCUACAGCGCCUCCUGCAGGAACAGAUGAACCGCAACUACGUCCUCCAGCAGCAGCAGCAGCAACAACAACAGCAGCAACAGCAGCAGCAGCAGCAACAAGGUGCAGGUCCGGUUGCCCCUGACGACCACUCCAUGAGCCCCCACAUCGCCCGACAGGAGCCCCAGGGACAGGAGCUGCAGGCAGACUCCGCCCUGGAGAAACUGGGCGGCACCAGGGUCACGGGGGGCGGGGGCAGCAGCGGCGGCUGCGGCAACAACCUGAGCGGCGGCGGCGGAAACCCAAACCCCGCCCUGAACCCCGAGGACCUGCCCACCUAUGAGGAGGCCAAAGUGCAGUCGCAGUACUUCCGCGGACACGGCCCCCCGCCCCCCCCGCAGCAGCAGAACCAGAACAACAACUCCCAGAAUGCUCCUCUACCCGCAUCGGUGGGCGCGGCCUUUUACGUAACCGCGGUAACGAACGCUAAAGUGCGAACCGAGGGGCGGCCGACGGUGCAGAGGGUCAGCGCCGCCGGGAAAGUCCACCAAGACGACGGGCUGAAGGACCUGAAGCAGGGCCACGUGCGGUCUCUCAGCGAGCGCCUCAUGCAGCUGUCACUGGCGACGAGCGGCGUGAAAGCGCACGCCCCCGUCACCAGCGCACCUCUGUCCCCGCAGCUGCCCCCUCCUGGCCCGGGGGAGUACUACAAGCCCCCGCACAGAGGACCGCCGCCCGAUUACCCCUUCAAAGGGAUGGGGUCGCCCAGCAAGCAGCAGGAUCCUGGGGGGCACUUCUACCCCGAGCAGAGGCCCAGGGAGCACUCCAGAGAGAUGCCCCACGUGCGGUACCAGCCCCCGCCCGAGUACGGCUCCUUCAGGUCGGUUAAAGAGGGUCACUCCCACCGCGCCGGCCUCCACCACAGCCCCACCUCCUCCGUCACCUCCAUGGGCUCGCUGUCCCGGGCCCAGGCCUCGGCCCUGUCCUCUCUGCUCAGCUCCUCUCACCCAGGCUUCCCCCCUCACCCUCUGCCCCCUCACCAGCCCCAGGACCACAGCUACCCCCCCACCCCACGCCCCGGGACCCUGCAGCCCGAACCCUACGGCCCCCUGCCCCCCCAGCAGCAGCCCCAGCAGCAGCAGAGGGGGUACCCGCACGACCCCUAUGGCUCCACACCCAGGAUGCACCACCAGGGCCCCGCUCCUCACCAGAACCAGGGACCUCCCCACGGCAUGUUCCCACAGCCCCACUCCCUGUCCGGCCUGCAGGGGGAGCCCUUCGCCAUGAUGUCCCGGGCGCAUCACAUGGUGGACGUCCUGACGGAGGAGAACCGGCAGCUCAGGCAGGAGAUGGAGGUGUGCCGCGAGAAGGUCACCAAACUGCACAAGUUGGAGACGGAGAUCCAGCUGGUGUCGGAGGCCUACGAGAACUUGGCCAAAUCUUCAUCCAAACGAGAAGCUCUGGAGAAAACCAUGAGGAACAAACUGGAGCUGGAGGUGAGACGCCUCCACGACUUCAACAGAGACUUGAGAGAGCGAAUGGAAACAGCCAAUAAGCAGCUGGCAGCCAAAGAGUGUGAAGGAUCUGAGGACAACCGCAAAACCAUCUCCCAGCUCAUCUGUCAGAAUAAAGAGACGCUGCGUGAGAAGGAGAAGCUGGAGAUGGAGCUGAACUCUCUUCGGUCUCAGACAGAAGAUCAGAGGAGACACAUCGAGAUCCGAGACCAGGCCCUGAACAACGCCCAGGCCAAAGUCGUCAAACUGGAGGAGGAGAUUGCCGCUUGUCAGGCCCUAGCAAGUGCUAAUCCAAUCACCGAACGCGCACGGGUCGAGUUCAGCCACUCUGGCGGAUUCAGCUGUGUGAUCGAGCACAGACUGAGGACCAGACUGGAGAGAGAGCUGGAGUCUCUGCGCAUGCAGCAGCGUCAGGGCGGCUCUCAGGCCAACGGCAGCGUCCCCCCGGAGUUUAACGCCACGGCGCUGAUGGAGCACCUCAGGGAGAAGGAGGAGCGGAUCCUGGCUCUGGAGGCCGACAUGACCAAGUGGGAGCAGAAGUAUCUGGAGGAGAGCGUCAUGAGGCAGUUCGCCCUGGACGCCGCGGCCUCUGUCGCCACCCGCAGAGACACGUCGGCCACAGUGAUCAGUCACUCCCCGAGCAGCAGCUACGACACGUCUGUGGAGGCUCGGAUCCAGAAGGAGGAGGAGGAGAUCCUGAUGGCCAACCGCCGCUGCCUGGACAUGGAGAGCAGAAUAAAGAACCUUCACGCUCAGAUCAUCGAGAAAGACGCCAUGAUCAAAGUCCUGCACCAGCGCUCCAGGAAGGACCCGCUGAAGUCCGACGGUCCGUCCAUGAGGCCCUCCAAGUCCCUCAUGUCCAUCUCCAACACGGGGACCACCUCCGGACUCCUGUGCCACAGCCUGGGCCUCAACAGCUCCCCCAUCACCGAGGAGAGGAGGGACAGCAGCUGGAAGGGCAGCCUGGGGGUGCUGUUGGGUCCAGAGUUCAGGCCGGACUCUCUCCGGGCCGAGUCCAUCUCCUCGUCCCCGUCCCCGGUUCUGCCCUCCACCCCCAUGACGGCCGGACACUCCAAAACCGGGAGUCGAGACAGCUGCACCCAGACGGACAAAGGCCAGGCCCAGGAUGGGAGCAAGUCCAGCACCCCGGCCCUGCUCCAGAGUCCCGGUCUCCAGAGUCCCGGUCUGCAGAGUCCGGGUCUGCAGAGUCCGGGUCUACAGAGUCCGGUCCUGCCCAGUCCCCAGACCUACCAGAACUCGGCCCUCCAGAGCAUGACCCUCCCCGCGAGACUCUCCAGCCCCAGUCCGGUCUACAUCCCCGACAGGAUCGCAGAAGUUUUCCAUAGCAGCACGUUGGAUCGUAGAAUCCCCCUUCACCCGCCCCCUCCCGUGACCACGCCCCCUCAGCCUCAAGCCCCGCCCCCUCAGCAGGAAGUGGACAGCGACAUGACGUCAUUCCCGUAUUUUACCGAAGCACUUCCGCAAGAUUUUCCACCAGAUCUUUCAAAGCCUGGAAAGUUUUUAGGUUUUAUUUACGAACGGACGACGAUAAACGAACGAUUUGCCAAAAAAAGACACAGAAGAGCGUUUUUUGUUUUGUUUUGUUUUUUUUAAAUAUAAAUAAUUUUCGUUGAAUUUCCAGGUGAAGGAUUUGUUGUGACUCGAUUGAAAUGCACUAAUUUUUAAAGCUGCACUGUGUAACUUUUCUGGUUGGGGGUUUGUUCAGUUCCAGCUCGUUUCCAUGGAGACGCCGUUGCUGUUUCUGGAAUGUUCCACAGUGCGAGUUUAAUUAAACGGGUUCAGUCCUGGUUCAGACCCGAGUUAUGUUCCAAGUUUAGUCCUGGUUUUAGACCUGGUUUCGAUCUGGUUUCGACCUGGUUUCGACCUGGUUUAGUCCUGGUUUAGUCCUGGUUUAGUCCUGGUUUAGUCCUGGUUUGAUCCUGGUUUAGUCCUGGUUCAGACCUGGUUUAGUCCUGGUUUAGUCCUGGUUUAAUCCUGGUUUAGUCCUGGUUCAGACUUGUUUUAGUCCUGGUUUAGUCCUGGUUUAAUCCUGGUUUAGUCCUGGUUCAGACUUGUUUUAGUCCUGGUUUAGUCCUAGUUUAAUCCUGGUUAGAUAUUAAAAAGGACUCACAAACACUCCACAGAUCUGACCUGUAACUCCACAGAUCUGUCCGGUUUGGUCUCCAUGCAGAUAGAAACGUUUAAAGCCACACUGCGGAACAUUCCAAACGAAGCAACAACAAAACCUCCACGGAGAAAAGCGUCCGACGAACCCUCCAGCGGAAAAGUUUCACGACACAGCUUUGACGAAGACGUUUGGACCAAGCGACGGCCGUGAAGCGUUCUGGGAUUUCGGCAAAAAUCUGGCGACGUUCGACUGUUACCACGGCAACACGACGCACACUCAACAAACACAGACAAAAAAAAAGUUCCAAAAUAUUCUGAAAACUCAAGAAAAAAAAAAAAGAAACACAAAAUGGAUCUCACUUUCUCUCUCAAAGGUUUCUCAGAGACCUUCAGCUCUCAAACUAGUUUUGGUCAGGACUGUUUUUUGUUUUUUUUAACACUAAAAGUUUAUUAUCUCACAUUUCACAUUUGGGUGUUUUUUUACGGUUUUACUUGAAGUUUUCAGUCCCUAGAACAAAUUUCCAAAUGGUUUACGGCAAAAAAGGAGUUUACAAUUUUAUUUUGAAGUUUAAAGUGCGUAUGACAGGUUUUAACGAUCCUCUUUUUUUUUUCUUUUUUUUUUAAAUUUGGUGGGAUUAUAACUUUUCACGGCAAAUUUCUCUGAUCUGGCCAAUAUUUAAAAAUUUAUGUCAGGUUAUUUGUGUUGUUUUCAGAUUUAUUUUCGAUUAAUUCUAGUCUAGAGGUCAUUUAUUUUAAGAGCACUAGUCAAGUAAAAUAAAAUUCUUGCUGCAUGGACAGAUCAUUUCACUACUUUCAAGUCAUUUUCUGAAAGAUUUAAGUUUUUAUAUCUUAAAUUUUGGCCAAAUAUAAAUUAAAGUUUUACACCAGUCAAGAAGCAGUUUGCGAAAACAAGUUGAAAACCUAAAAAAAAGUAGAAAAUUACGGGAGAGUUCGUCACAAUUUACAUGCAUUUUUUCUGACACUUUAAGAGAUGUUUGUUGUACAUAUAAAUUAAAGUUUUACACGAAUCAAGAA
Messenger RNA from Boleophthalmus pectinirostris (great blue-spotted mudskipper), 5330 nucleotides. It is a transcript of the gene amot, whose product is annotated as angiomotin. The record is from RefSeq and is a predicted model, not a curated record. Gene Ontology annotation, biological process: actin cytoskeleton organization; establishment of cell polarity involved in ameboidal cell migration; hippo signaling. Gene Ontology annotation, cellular component: lamellipodium; plasma membrane; bicellular tight junction. The coding region runs from base 483 to 3782 and encodes 1099 amino acids. NCBI's taxonomy places the organism in Eukaryota, Metazoa, Chordata, Actinopteri, Gobiiformes, Gobiidae. Gene Ontology annotation, molecular function: signaling receptor activity. The transcript has 18 exons.